AGUCCACAUGGACAUGGUAGAUUCAAAUUUUGGAAGAGGUUCAAAAAAGAACACGUUGUAAACCGCUUUUUCUUUGGCGUAGUUCUCUGCUUUAUCUACUGCUGCUACUACUUCUUCAAGUCGAACACCUAAACGCAAAGUGUUCAGUUACGAACAAUGGCUUCCAAAAUGGUGGAAAGUCAUGAAGCUGAAGAUUCGGAGAUAGAGAGGUUGGAGUCUGAUUUGAAGCAAAUGGCGCAUAAGAUUCUCGAUUACCGAGCAACUCUUCCAGAUCAGCUCAACGCUACACUUCGUUCCGUUCUUGAUGCUCACAGACCCUUUCUUCCACCUGCUGCAUUAGAACCAAAUGUUUCUAGAGAGGAAUGCUCAUCCACACAAGAAGAUCCAGAGACUGCUGAGAAACUAAAAUUGCUGAAUGAAAAGAUCUCAAGCAAUUGCUCUGCUAUGCCAAUUGUUUUGAAAAGGAUGAAGGACUGCAUCGCUAGGAUUGAGAAGUUAGAUUCAUACAAUGCUGCAAUCAUACAUCCGGCCUUCAAAAGGAAGAAGACUGGAUAAUUACGAUGUAUCAUACAUUAGUUAUUUAUCUGAACACCUAGGAAAACAGGUAAUCUAACAUUGACCAACUGGGAUUUGUUCAAUGAAGCCACGUGUUCACAUUUUUCUUAUGCUGCAAAUAUGAAGCAAGCUUCGUUUCAGAGGCAUUACAUUGUAUGGCCAUUUGUGAUAAUAGUGUGUAAAGCAUCCGCUACCUGAAGGACAAUGGAGUGAGAUAGUGAAGAGAAAGACAGGAUAUUGUGUAGUCCUUGCCCAAUUGUGUUUGCUUGAUCAUUAAAUGUAUGUAAGCCUUUUUCAUUUGUUGAACUUGUGUUCGCUUGAUCAUAUCAAUUGUAUGUAAAAGUUUUCAUGUGUUGAACUUAUUCUUUGUCUUAUUGUGAGCUUGAUCAUUUGAAAAUUCAGCUACCACAAUUUACCCAACUAGGGUGCUCACUGCUCAUUGCUACAGACAGUUCAUCAACUAUAGGAUUGUAUUUGGUGCCUAUGAGACCUGCCUGUUUACUCUCUAUGGUAAAUCAUAAUUUAAUGAAAGCUAAAAUGUAUUGAACUUGUAGCGUAAUGACAUCGAUAUAGCCCAUUUGUUUUAUCC
This is a messenger RNA of Abrus precatorius (Indian licorice), 1144 nucleotides long. RefSeq lists its product as uncharacterized. The transcript has 2 exons. The record is from RefSeq and is a predicted model, not a curated record. Lineage: Eukaryota; Viridiplantae; Streptophyta; Magnoliopsida; Fabales; Fabaceae. Bases 157 to 555 code for a protein of 132 amino acids.